This is a messenger RNA of Truncatella angustata, 660 nucleotides long. RefSeq lists its product as uncharacterized. Bases 1 to 660 code for a protein of 219 amino acids. The transcript is spliced from 4 exons. NCBI's taxonomy places the organism in Eukaryota, Fungi, Ascomycota, Sordariomycetes, Amphisphaeriales, Sporocadaceae. The record is from RefSeq and is a predicted model, not a curated record.
AUGACUAUCAAAACCGUCGCGGUUGUAGGCGCAUCGGGUCUUUUAGGCGCUCGUGUCGUGAGCGCACUCCAGACAGCCAACUUUGACGUCACAGCCGUGACCCGUCAAAAGUCAAACGCGGUAUUUCCCUUUGACGCGGUGGUUCGCCGCGCUGAUCUGUCUUCCGUCGAGUCUCUGAGUGCCGCAUUCGCCGGUCAGGAUGCAGUUGUCUCGGCCGUUUCAAUAGUUGCAGCCGUCGUGCCUGGCGCGCAGAACCCCAUGAUUGACGCUGCCUUGGCAGCUGGGGUCAAGCGCUUUAUUCCAUCAGAGUAUGAUCUCAACACUAGGAAUCUUCAAGGAGAAAUACUGGGAGAUUGGCUUUUGCUCUUCGACUGGAGCCUCACGCGAGGAAUAUAUGGGUUCUCAUUCAAGGACAAGACUGCGACCAUCUUUGAUUCCGGCAACCAGAAGGUCUCGACAACCAGCUUGGCGUUUCUUGCCAAGAUCGUUGCUGCUGUCUUGCAGCACGAAGAGAAGACCGCCAAUCAGUACAUCGACGUGAUCGAGUCCACCGUCACACAGAAUCAGCUUCUCGAAAUCAUCGAGGCUGAGAUGGGCUCCAAGUUCACAGUCCGUCAUAUCUCAACCAACGAGGUGACACGAGAAAGUGGCAAGGGGUGA